UUUAUCACGGUGGUAGGUUUUCGUUAAUAAUUUGAAACAACAGCUUGCGAGGAAGAACAACCCUAAAUAGCCAUGGCAAACGAGAGAUACUCCAGGAGCAACAGGGACGAUCGUGAUUCGAGUGUGGAUCGUUCGCCGGAGCGUGAAGGCAGACACCGGAACCAAGUCCGUGAUCGCGAUGGCGACUCGAAGCGUCGCGAUUCGGAUCAUUAUCGGCCGUCGAGGCGCGACGAUAGGGAGGAAGAGAGAGAUAGAGGUAAGGAUAGAGCUCGGGACAGGGAAGGGAGUAGAGAUAGGGAUAAGCAUCACGAGAGGUCUAAGGAUAAGGAAGGGAGGAGCAAGAGGAAAGAGAGAGAGGAAGAGAAUGAGAAUAGGGAAGGGAAGAAGAAAUCUAGGUUUGCUGAUGGGAGUAGUGAGAGGAGAAGCAGCGUUGAGGAUGUAGCUGAGGGGUCUGGGGCCAUGAACGGAGCUUCUGGCGUCGAGAUUGAGGGCGCAGCUUCAUAUAGUUCUACUGCAUUGGAAACAACUUCACUGGCCCCUAGACACACCCUGCCCACUAAGGUAUCUUCGAUAUCUACAAAGGAUGAAAAUAAGGGAGUUAGUAAUGUCAGGUCUCAUGAGGUUCAUGGAAAAUCUAGUACAGAUGGAAGAACAUCGUCAACAGCUGGGGAAAGUAGCGCAAGCUCGUCUCUUGAUGCAUUAGCGAAAGCUAAGAAAGCCAUAGAGCUUGGAAAGGGAAUUGCGGAUAGAUUUAAGAAGCUUUCUUCGAUGAACCAGGGUACUAAGUCAACUUCAGAAGGUAGUUCACAUACCAGAUUGCAAUCAUCGACUACCACUCCUGCUGUAUCUGCAGGAACAUCUUCUGCUUCAGCACUGUCACAUGCUGUCUUCCCUGGCCCUGAGAGUACUUCCAACAUUGAAGCUGUUAGGAAAGCUCAGGAGUUGGCAGCAAAGAUGGCAUUCCGUCAUGAUCCAAAGUUCUCUUCAACUCUCAAUUAUUUCUCAGGACAGGCACCCACAGAGACAAUGGCUGUUACACAGAAACCGACCAAACCCCCUGUUCUGCGUGUGGAUGCACUUGGAAGGGAGAUAGAUGAAAAUGGGAAUGUGAUUAGUGUGACUAAACCAAGCAAUCUUAGUACAUUAAAGGUUAACAUCAACAAACAGAAGAAAGAUUCUUUUCAGAUUCUUAAACCCCAACUGGAAGUAAAUCCAGAAGAAAACCCCCAUUUUGAUCCAAGGAUGGGUAUUGAUAAAAACAAGAUUUUGAGACCAAAACGUAUGAGUUUUGAGUUUGUUGAGGAAGGCAAAUGGACUAGGGAUGCUGAGAGUCUGAAGUUAAAGAGUCAAUUUGGUGAAGCAAAAGCAAGAGAACUGAAGGUGAAGCAAGCCCAUCUGGCUAAGGCCAGUGAUGGUAUCAAUCCAAAUUUGAUAGAAGUAUCCGCACGUGCCCCGAGAAAAGAGAAGCCCAAGGAAGUAAUCCCAGAUGUCGAGUGGUGGGAUGCAAGUGUCCUCACCAGUGGGAUAUAUGGCGACAUAGCUGAUGGUAUCAUUACCGAUAACGACCUGAAGAUAGAAAAACUCACACAUUACAUUGAGCAUCCGCGUCCCAUAGAGCCACCUGCAGAAGCAGCGCCUCCACCACCCCAGCCUCUUAAACUGACAAAGAGGGAACAGAAGAAGCUGCGAACCCAGAGGCGUCUAGCAAAAGAAAAGGAGAAACAGGAGAUGAUCAGACAAGGUUUGCUUGAACCACCAAAAGCAAAGGUGAAAAUGAGCAACCUGAUGAAGGUUCUUGGGCCUGAAGCAACACAAGACCCAACCAAGCUUGAAAAGGAGAUCCGCACAGCAGCUGCCGAACGUGAGCAGGCUCACGUGGACAGGAACACAGCAAGGAAGCUAACUCCUGCAGAGAAACGUGAGAAGAAAGAGAGGAAGUUCUUCGACGAUCCAACAACAACGCUGGAGACAAUAGUGUCGGUGUACAAGGUCAACAAGCUUUCUCAUCCUAAAACUCGAUUCAAGGUGGAGAUGAAUGCAAGACAGAACAGAUUGACGGGAUGUAGUGUGAUGACCGAGGAUAUGAGUGUGAUUGUGGUGGAGGGCAAGAGUAAAGAGAUAAAGAGAUACGGGAAGGUUAUGUUGAAGCGGAUAAACUGGGAAGAGGCGGUGAAGAAGGAAGGAGAGGAAGAAGAUGAAGACGAAGAGGAGAAUAGUGAAAAUAACAAGUGCUGGUUGGUUUGGCAAGGAAGCUUUGCGAAACAGAGUUUCCGUAGGUUUCAUGUACAAGAGUGCUUAACGGAAUCAGCUGCCAAGAAAGUAUUCAGUGAUGCAGGUGUCGCUCACUACUGGGAUCUCGCUGUCAACUACACAGACGACUAAAUCAUUCCUUAGUGUAUUCUGUCAAUUGCUAUAAUGUCUCUGGUACCGUUACUUCUUAUCUUCUCUCAUCAUCCAUCACCUUGAAACUGCUUUAACUACUACACAUGUUUUGUGU
Molecule: messenger RNA, 2497 nt
Organism: Brassica oleracea var. oleracea
Lineage: Eukaryota; Viridiplantae; Streptophyta; Magnoliopsida; Brassicales; Brassicaceae
Product: U4/U6 small nuclear ribonucleoprotein Prp3-like
Exons: 6
Coding region: 73-2382 (769 amino acids)
Biological process (GO): mRNA splicing, via spliceosome
Cellular component (GO): U4/U6 x U5 tri-snRNP complex
Source: RefSeq, a predicted model, not a curated record